AUGUCUCAGCAAAAAUAUCUUCUCCUUGUUGCCAUCCUGGGAGCUGUGGGAGCGGCUGCCCAAGAUGGUCUUCUAGAUAGCUGCGAUUCCGAUGAUCUAUUCUACAACUUGUCCUUCGACGAAAACAUCGAUGCGGCAAUCCCCUUCUGCAGCUCGUUCCUCGGCGUCCCCACGAAGCACACGACCACAGUCACUGUAGCCAGCACUCGCCCAGUUCCUACCACUACUGAAACCUACACGGUGACAGAUGCAACCACGGUUCAGCGGAGACAAGCGCCGCCAACAGCCCUGCCACGGCAGGAGGAUGGGGAAGAAGGCCAGUUGUUUGUCCAUGAAGACUCGGUGGAGUAUCCCAGUUGGUUGGGGCGUUGCCCGGCCGAAUCCAUCGCCGCAGCCUGCGAGCAGUUUGAGAUCCUCCCGGGGCCAGAUGCCACCGUCACGAAGACUGUUUUGACUCCUUCUUUCACUGAGACUCUGACAGGCGCAGAGACAGCCGUCGCUCGCCUCACAAAGAUGUAUGCCAGACGAACUUAUACUCGCAGCAGCCCGGCACAUAUCUACAACAACAUACUCUUCGCCUUCAUUGCCGACUCAGAGGCGGGCGCAGACGGCGAAUACCCAAAGGCUCAGGCGGAAUGUCAGAGAGUAUGCAAGGCCCUCGACGAGUGCAAAGUUUACUUUGUCGUUGCCCUUCGGAAUGGGUUCAUGGGGAGGAACUUGAACGUAUACUGCGAGAUCAGCGACACUGCUUUUGAUGCCCGCACAAUGCGGACCUCCAACUUGGCCAUCUUCAGCGUCGGUUACGAGCUUGUGGGAACCGACACGUCGUAG
This is a messenger RNA of Pyricularia pennisetigena, 831 nucleotides long. RefSeq lists its product as uncharacterized. The record is from RefSeq and is a predicted model, not a curated record. NCBI's taxonomy places the organism in Eukaryota, Fungi, Ascomycota, Sordariomycetes, Magnaporthales, Pyriculariaceae. Bases 1 to 831 code for a protein of 276 amino acids. The transcript is spliced from 3 exons.